AAGCUCCUUGUUGCCGACGUGCUCCGCCCUUGAAAUCGUCAUGGCGGAAGAGGAAGGAGAAUGUGAGUCUGUCUCUUCCGGCGAGCAUGCCCAUCAGAUGUAUUCUGCAUUGGCAACCGAACCAAGGAAGCGUUGUGAACAGCCAAGUCCUGAAUGAGAUCUCGCAGUGCGUCGAAAGCCUCAACGGCGUCAAAGAAGGAAGAUGCAAAGCCUCCCUCACUUUCUACAGACCCAAUUUACGAGACCAGUCGGUGACCAUCGAUUUCCCGCGCGAUUUUCUGGGGAUAUCGAUGCUGGAGCAGCCGAACAAAUACUACUUCAUCAUUCGCGGCCAGAAGAUUGUUCUGGAGGCCGAUUCUUCUAUCUUGCUUAUCAUGGAGAAACUCCAGUCCUACAAGUCCAAAGUCGCCCUUCAUUUCGAGGGAGUGCUGUAUAAAUUGGGUGACUUUCAGAUGAGAGUCAUUAAAGUUGUUCCCAGUCAAGCAGAAAGUCUCAGAGGAAUUAUGAUUGAGAUUGAGUAUCUCCCUAUUUCGUCAGUUGAAAAAUCCAAGCAAAUUUUGGAAGAGUUCAUUGAUAUAUGGAAAGAAGUCGUGUCUAAAAAAUCAUUAGCUGGUCAGUUCAUGCAUACAGAACCAAAUUAUGCAGAAUAUGGGCUUUCUGACAAUUAUACCUCUCAGCAUACAGCUGUUCAGUAUGCUGCUGCGUUGGCCCAACUGAUUCAAUCUGCACAGUUACGGAAUUAGGACCUUUGUGGAGGUGAACAACCAACCGUCUGGGUUCAAUAAUUGUGUGAUUGCAGGUAUCUAACUCAAUUGUGUUUAGCUGUUUGAAGUUUGAAGCCGAAUUAUCAAGUUGUGAGGGGAAUGGCAGGUUCAUACAAGGUGUGGAGUGGUGGUAGAUUGCGUUGAUGCUCUAUAUUCUGUUGUAUAAUAUAUUCAUCAAAGGCAACAUAUAUGUUUUGUUUCUCUUGGUAGUUGGUAUCAGAAUGUAAAAUGUAAUUGUUAAAGUAAUCUUUUCGGGUCUCGUUUUGUUUCCUAAAUGAUCUGGAGAAAUGAUCAGUAGACAAUUAUAAGAAAUAUUCGGCAUAUUACUUGAGUGACUGAAUGAAAUUGGCUUUUUAAAUUUUAGUCCAGAAA
Molecule: messenger RNA, 1136 nt
Organism: Glycine soja
Lineage: Eukaryota; Viridiplantae; Streptophyta; Magnoliopsida; Fabales; Fabaceae
Product: mediator of RNA polymerase II transcription subunit 20a-like
Exons: 6
Coding region: 87-743 (218 amino acids)
Biological process (GO): regulation of transcription by RNA polymerase II
Cellular component (GO): mediator complex
Molecular function (GO): transcription coactivator activity
Source: RefSeq, a predicted model, not a curated record